Molecule: messenger RNA, 3925 nt
Organism: Neopsephotus bourkii (Bourke's parrot)
Lineage: Eukaryota; Metazoa; Chordata; Aves; Psittaciformes; Psittacidae
Gene: IL4R
Product: interleukin 4 receptor
Exons: 10
Coding region: 68-3370 (1100 amino acids)
Biological process (GO): cytokine-mediated signaling pathway; production of molecular mediator involved in inflammatory response
Cellular component (GO): external side of plasma membrane; membrane
Molecular function (GO): cytokine receptor activity; protein binding
Source: RefSeq, a predicted model, not a curated record
GACCCGGACCCGGACCAGGCCAGGAUUUCAACACAGCUUGUCCUGCAGAGCCUGGCCAGUGUCAGCGAUGGCAAGGCUUCCAAGUGCUGCACCGCAUACCCUGUGGAUCCUUUUCUUUUCAUAUACAACAAAUGAAGCCAUGGCUGCAGGACACGUGCAGGAAUUCGCGUGCUUCACAGACUACGACAGAGAGCUGGUUUGUCACUGGAAGGUGCCUGCACACUUGAAUUGCUCCAAAGAAUUCCUUCUCUACUACAGGAAGGAAUUGUUUUCUCUGCCAAACAGUGUUUGUGUCCCCAAGAAUGGAAAAGAGAGUUUAAGGUGCACUUGCACGAUAUGUCCGGAUUAUUUUGUAUCAGGCCUUACAUAUAUUCUGGCUCUACAGUACAAUGGGACUGAUAUGUGGAAUUACAGUGUUACACCAGCCCUGGUUGUUAAGCCAAGAGCCCCCCAAAACCUUGCCGUUGAGAAAGCUGAAAAUGGUAAUUUCAAUCUGAGCUGGGAGGAGAGCUACUCUCCUCCAUCCAUGCUCUCUGGACAGCCAGUCAUCCAUGAAGUGAAAUACUGGAGGAAACAGCACCCGACAGAGGUUUUUGUAAAAGCAAUUAACUACCAGGCAAAAAGCUUUGAAAUCACUGCAAGCUCCUUGAGGAGAGGCUAUGAUUAUGUUGCAACUGUGAGGUGUAACUAUACAGACUACCCGGCCUACUGGAGUGAAUGGAGUGAAGAAGUUGAAUUUUACUAUGAAUACCGAGUGACAGCUGAAGACAUUCUGCAGAUGGCUGUUCCUGUGUCCUGCAUUCUGAUCGUGGCACUAUCUGUCGUUUGUUACUUCUGUUUUACCAGAGUGAAGAAAGAAUGGUGGGAUCAAAUCCCAAAUCCAGCAAAGAGCCAUCUGGUCGUAAAAAAUGUCAAGUUUCCAGUUUUGUGCUACAUUGAUGAAAUUAAGCUCCCUUUCCACGACUUAAAACAGAAUCAUACGGAAAAGGAAAUAAGUUGCAAGAACUGUCUGGCUCAAAUCUUGUCAAGCCAAAACUUCAAGGGAAAACAUAACACCAGAAAUGUUGGGAAAUCUUGCAGUUGCCACAAGUCUCGAGAGCGGUUUCCGAAAGGCAGCAGCGCAGUUUUAACCCCUGAGACAGUUCUGGUUGAUGACUUGAUAGGAAUCGGUGGAUGCUUAACAGACAUUGAGGCUGAGCACCAGCAAGAGACUAGUGACCAUAUCGCUGUGUUUGAGCCUUCCGAGAGCAGUGUCAGUGCUUUCAGAGAGCACACUGAACACAAUGAUGCACUAGCUAGCAUGUUUAUAAAGCUUGUGGCAGAUGAAAAUAUGCAAGACCAUAAAGACCCAGACAUCAUCAUGGGUGAGAACAAAACCUUUGAGAAACUUGAGUCAGAAAAUCCCUCACAGCAAAAUACAAAUGAAAGCACAGCCCAGACUUGGCAGCUGUGUGAUGUUUCCCUUUUCCCCAGAGCUUCUCAAGAUGACUACAAUCAUAGUACAGCCAGCAAGAAGUCAGAACAAUCAGAAGAAUCCUUUGAAUCUGGCUAUCACAGCUCCAGCAUAAAUUCUUCUCUGGAUGCAAGAGAACUUCAACAUACGGCUCAUCAAAGCCAUUUUCCAUGCAGUUCUGAAAGUCAGCAUGAUUCGUGUCUCCUGAUCCUGGAAUCUCCAAAUAAACCAUCAUUUGGGACCAAAAAAGACAGAGUAAGCAACCCUGCAUGCAAGAGUUUUGAUAUCCUUCCGUCUCCAUCCAUGGGGCUGUGUAGCUCUGCAUAUAAGAGCUUUGACACCCUUAUAUCUCCAUCCAUGGAGCCCUGUGGUUCUGCCUACAAGAGCUUUGACACCCUUACAUCUCCAUCCAUGGAGCCCUGUGGUUCUGCCUAUAAGAGCUUUGACACCCUUACGUCUCCAUCCAUGGAGCCCUGUGGUUCUGCCUACAAGAGCUUUGACACCCUUACGUCUCUAUCCAUGGAGCCCUGUGGUUCUGCCUACAAGAGCUUUGACACCCUUACGUCUCCACCCAUGGAGCCCUGUGCUUCUGCCUGCAAGAGCUUUGACACCCUUAUGUCUCUAUCCAUGGAGCCCUGUGGUUCUGCCUACAAGAGCUUUGACACCCUUACGUCUCCACCCAUGGAGCCCUGUGCUUCUGCCUGCAAGAGCUUUGACACCCUUACGUCUCUAUCCAUGGAGCCCUGUGGUUCUGCCUACAAGAGCUUUGACACCCUUAUCUCUCAGUCUAUGGCUGACAGUAGCUUGAGUCUAUACUUUGAAAAUGUGUGCUCCUCUCCACCUUUAACACAGUUUUCAGACACACCAGAACUGAGCUGCAGAGAUCAGAUUUAUCAGCCCCCUCGCAAUCAGACAUCUUACACCAACUACAGAUCUCCCUGCACUGAGCUUGAUGUUCACAACACCUCUUCAGAACAUAGUGAUUUUCCAUCUUUCCCCACACAUGGAAAUGACAGUGCUUCAGCUUUCCUGCCAGAAGAAGAAAUACAUAACCAACUAACAUACCAAACUGUUCAAAAGAAAGCCAAUGUUAUUUCUUGCCCCACUGGACCUCAGCCAUCUGGUUAUCAACCUUUUGAUAAUGUAGUGAAGUAUAAUGGUACACACCAUGACAAUGACAGUGAGGUUAUCUCCAGGUUACAGUGCGAUUCCUUCACUCACCUUUUGUACAACCGCCUGAGAGGAACACCUCCAGAAACGACGAUCUGUGAACCUGACCUGAAGACGGAUGACCACGUGUGUUUGAUUGCACAGGGUUUUGAUGGCAGAAUUGUCCCAGAUUUAGUCUUUAGGGAGGGUGUUGCACAGACCAGUGAUGGCAGCCUUUGGAUCAUGAACUCUCAUGAGCUGUCUGGUGAUAGCAAAGAUGAAAAUAACAGCAGAGAGAGAACUACAAAGGGGACAAAGCCUAACAGCUUUAAGUGUACUGGUAAAGGAAUGCAGGAGAGCAGCAGUAACAGACUGAAUACUGCCUUCCGCUGCCACAUGCACAGCCACUUGAGGAAGCAUGGCAAUGCAGGGGAAAAUCAGGAGGUGAUGGAGCCUGCAGUAGGCAGGAGGUGCAGGUCUGCAGCUGCUCUACCAGGAAAAUCACUGGCCAGCACUGGGCUAAACUUAGAAAGAAAAACUGCAGAGCCGCCAGAGCUCCUGGUCGCAGAUAAGUUGGUGCCUCCUCUUUCCAUGGAUAACUCCUGUCCUGCUGAUUCUCACACCGUUCACAGUGAGGCUUCCAGACUGGCACCUGCGGUUCAGAAAAGACCAGUAGAGCUUUUGAGGGAAAACAGGGACAAUGAAAGAAAAAUGAGUUGUGUACAAGGCCUUGUCCGGGAGGACAACUGGUACAUGAAGGUUGCCUAGCCAUGUGCCAGGGCUGCACCAAGCCAGUCCUUGGAAAUAAACUGUAUUGCAGAUUGAAAUGUUGCUUGUUCUUCCAGUCUUGACUGAAGCGAGGGCUGCUGCAGCUCAAAGAAAGAUUCAGUUGGGAUGUGAUACUUGUGUCUGCUGCAGGACUGGCAACCAGUAUGUGAUGCAGGCCCCUGGGGACAGUAGGGGUUGGUACCUAACAAUUGCAGCUACAGAUCUGUCAGGGUUGCAAAGCCAGAGCUAAAGCUUCUCUGGCCUUGACUGUUCUCUAAAGUCAGAAGCAGCUGCAUAAUGUAGGAGUUCUUGGUUCAGCUCCUGUGGUUAUGCCCCAGCUGUGUUGCUUGGGAAGCGCACAGAGGUGAUGUGGGAGGUGCUGACACACUUGGAAGUAGGAUGUAAGUGCACAUCAAAGGGGAGCUUCCAUAACUUAUUUAUUGGGGUAUAGGGAGGAGGGAGGUCCUGUGUGCCUAGCCUCAGCAUGGGGUAUUGUUUCUACACAUGCUCAAUCGAGACCCAAAAUAAAAAUUCCUGUUAUUUGAGCUUACACAA